This is a messenger RNA of Funneliformis geosporum, 325 nucleotides long. The record is from the annotation of a GenBank genome assembly. NCBI's taxonomy places the organism in Eukaryota, Fungi, Glomeromycota, Glomeromycetes, Glomerales, Glomeraceae.
AUGAGUCGUUGGCAACAUUUCUUGACACCAUAUGUUAUAGUUUUGCAUGCAACUAAAAAGGCAAAUAAGAGCAACAAAUAUGCUUUUGCAAAUACUAAAAAAGAAUGUGUACGACAUAUUAAAAGUUGUCAAAAUUUUACGCAAAAAUAUAAUUUACAGCAAAUAGAAAAACUUCUCAAUGAUGUGGCAAAAGAUGGUGCAAAGUUAAAAUCAUCUAAAAAAAGAUGUCGUACAAAAUCAUCUUCAUCUGAUGAAUCAUCUGUUGAUGACAAUAAUUCAAUGCUUGAGAAAAAUAAAAAUAAUAACUUGGAAGAAACAUUAUCAA